CAACCAAGCAUAGCCGAGAGACUAUUUUUUUUUUCUCUUUCUUCACAUCUUACAAGGAGCGAAAGGCUUCCCAGCAAACUCCCCCAUCGAUCCAGUAUGCGGCGCCUAUUGCUCAUCAUAACCCUCUGGGCGGCCUCUUGUCUGGCAGCACCAGCAGGCCAGACCCCGAAAGCCAUAUCGCCCGAUUCGCAACACCUGGCAUCCAGGGGCACCAACCCCAAAUCUCACGUCGGGACCCUCGAUGCACGGCACGCAUCGUCUCCUGACAGCGCCCCCAAGGUCGACCCGGCGGAUCUCCCGAGGGCGGCAUCGUCCCGGCGAGUUCCACGUUGGACACCCGAGGACUGGCCCCCGAAACCGUCCUGGGCUUGGAGACGGGGUAGCACCGCCCUUCCCAGACGACAAGUUCCUCCGUCCAGAUGUUUUGCUAUGUGGCCUCGGACUACCGAGAACGAGGAGGACGAGGCCACGCCUGAUUGUCGCAACACGUUGUCGGGUCGAGACGUAAACUUGGAGCCCGGGUUGCCGAACGAACAAUUCGACGACACUUCUCCAGUACGACGUCUCGACUCGCGCGGCACCAACCCCAAGGCGGCCGCACCCAACUCCCACCUCGUGUUGCCUCGCGACACCAAUCCCAAGAGGUCGCCGGCCACCUCCCUCGCCGCAUCGGCCACGGGAAGCGAUCGCAAGUCCAAGUCACACACCACGCUACCCCUCGUCGACGAGUCGUCGUCCCCAGAGUUCACAUCACCGCAGGGGUCCGAUCUCGAACUCGCGUCGCCCGAGUCCGAUGUCCUCUUCUCACGAGGCACCACCCAUGGCGCCCGACCCGAACCGCCCGAACAACCGAUGGACAGCGACGCCGCGGCAUCUCUCCUCCGCGCACGAGACACCAACCCCGAGGCGUCUUCAUCACCCAACUCCCAUCUCCUGUCGUCUCGCGAUACCGACCCCGAAACGGCAUCGGCCAGCUCCCCAGCCAUGUCGGCCCGGGGCACCGAGCCCAAGCCCAAGCCCAAGUUCCCCGGGGCGGUGUAUUUCAAAGGCGGCAUUGCAGGAAUCAAGAGAUCGCAGCGGGUCAAGAACGAAAAGGAUGGUCCCACGUCCCUGGUCUGGCAUGGGCGUUACUCAGCCUGACACCACAUACUUGUAGGCCGCAUCUUAUAGAUGCACACCUGCGCUCACUUCGUUAUGCGGGUACGGCAUGGUGGCCAACUACUAGGUAGUGCAGCUCACCUACAAAGCUCGACAACGUACAGUGCGCCCAUGUCUGAAAGCCAACCGUCGGUUAUGGGUUUCCACAUGUUUACAAGGUUUGGGAGUGCUUCUUAAGAACGUCCAGUCAUGGUAGACCCUGACUAGUACGUGCGGAACGAUGGUGUCCUCUUCUGUCAAGUACAACGGCGGGUCAGACGGCACAUGAGCAUGCUUGGGGGGAAGGCUGCCCCUUGCCAACUUGGGCGUGGGGCAAUACACUAUGCGAUAGCUGAAUCACGAG
Purpureocillium takamizusanense is the source of this 1501-nucleotide messenger RNA. RefSeq lists its product as uncharacterized. The record is from RefSeq and is a predicted model, not a curated record. The coding region runs from base 97 to 1140 and encodes 347 amino acids. NCBI's taxonomy places the organism in Eukaryota, Fungi, Ascomycota, Sordariomycetes, Hypocreales, Ophiocordycipitaceae. The transcript has 2 exons.